UCAACAAAUUUUGACAAAAAUACACUUUCCUGAAAAUGGCCGCUUCGGGAGGUAAUAUCGAAUGGUCAACUACUGUAAAACCAAUUCUUACUGCUUUGUACGGCCCAUUUUUUGAGAAAAAUGAUGCUGUGGAAAUAAUACAAGCCAUCAUAAAAAGUGAGAAUGAGUUCCAAAAUCAUGAAGACAUCUAUGAUCUGUUCUACACCUGCUUCGCCUGCCUCUCUGCUCACUUUAUUGCUGCUAAUGCCAGUAAUUUACCAGUGGAGCAACUGGGCACGGCCCGAGAUGCGCUGCGAGUCAUCCUGCGACAGAUCCUGAAGAAGCUGUGUGAAGCUGGCUCCAGCUUUGACGACCCAUCUACUGCUGCUCCUAAUGUUUCUGUCAAGCAGCUGCUGUUGCCUAUUGCAGGACUAUGUGGCAUCGAGGGUGGCGGCUACCCGCACGCCGACCAGGUCAUCCUCACCUCGCUGCUGAAGAGUGCCAAGCUGCCUCCUCAUGUCACUGUAUCAGAGGCUCAAACCACCAAAUCGUCCGUCAUCUCGAGCCCAAUAUCAUCACUAUCCCAAAGCGCGUCGGACAAGCAGCCCGCGCCGACCGGGCAGCGGCGCUCGGACGCGCUGCUGGAGCAGCUCACGCAGCCGCUGCGCAUCUCGCCCGUGGCCUCCGUCACGCAGGUGCCUGUUGUCGCGCCGGUCAUGUCACCUGGCAGCAAGGACAGCCUGGAGAGUAAGGAUGGAGGGAAUCAACAGACGGUCGUGGAUGUUAAGAAAUGGGUGUACCUAACUUGCGCCUCCCUGCUCGUGGAGCUCCGAGGCGGCGCCGUGGUGACGGGCGUGUGCGCGCUGCUGCCGUGCCUGCAGCGGUACCUGGCCAAGUGGAGGCUAGCGAGGGAUAAUUCCACCGCGCCGCAGUUCAACUCUGAUCCGUCUUUGCUCCACUUCCUGGUGAACGAGGUGCACGUGUGCCGGCUGGCGCUGUCGCUGCCGUGCCUGGAGCCGUUCACGCCGGAGCGCGUCUCCACGCUCAGCGACGUCAGCACCGCCUGGCUGCUGUGCGCUACUGCCCAGGCGUCCCUGCACCCCAAGGACGAGGAGAGCGAGCAGCAGACGGCCACGCUGGUGGAGAGCGCGCUCAGCCUCUACAGCACCGUCGGCGAGACCUUCAAGCAGUCCACACGAGCCGGGGGAUAUGUAUACCAGAACCACCUGAUGAUAGCGUGCUGGGUGGUGGUGUGUGGCCUACAGCACGCGCUGGGCGCCGCCCCCGCGCCGCCCGCCCCUGGCAAGAGCCCCGCCAAGCCGCCGGCGCGCGCGCACAACUUGACUAAGAUGCAACAAGGUCUAAGCGCAGUCUGGGUGGCACUAGGCGGCCGCUGCUUGGCCUGGCUCGGCGCGCUACUGGCCGACGCGAGGCUAGAAGCGCUAUCUUCAGGCACUCCCGUGGCCACGCCCACUCCCGCUCCGCCAAUCAUCUUCGCGCAGUACACGGCUCACCAGCGAGCCCGCCGAUUGGCUGCCGCUGCUCCGCUGCAUCAGUUGCUGGUAGCCCUAGCGGUGGUCUCAUACCGCAAGGCCACAGCCCUAAAGCGCGCAGUGGUACAGAAGCAGCACGACGCCGACCCCGACCGCAGCGACUCCACCGUCUACUUCCACGACAUGAUCCUGUGCUCCGAGGACUCGGAGACUGAUGACGAAGACAGCGAGCCGUUAUUCGGUCUCUGGUUCGAGUCCACACUGGUGGCUCCGGACGCGGCGGAGAGCGGCGGCGGCGGCGCCACCGAGCCUGAUACUGCGCCCGCGCAGCCCGCCCUCGUGCCGGACAAGGCUGAGCCUUAUUCUUACAUAGCUCUGGCCACGGAGAUCUUCACGCUCCUCACCGCCGAGAUCAUCAGCCCCGGGGCGGAGCGGCUCGGCGCGUCGGCGCUGCAGCUGCACGACUCACACGUGGCGCUGCUGGCGGCCCUGGCCAAGGACCUGGAUAGGGAGACCGCUAGGACUGAUACUGGCACAAUAUCCUCGUGCUUCGGACCUCGUCUAGGCGCUCUAUACAGCCAGUUCAGCUCGGCUCUAGUCCGCUACCUGCACAACUUGAGCGGCGCGCCCGGCUUCGCCUCGCUGCUGCCCGCGCUGCAGCAGCAGCUGCUGACCGUGCCAGCUGAUAGCGCUGCUAAUAAGACUCCGCUGCAGGUGGGACCCCGCGUGGUGAAGCUGCUCGGCAGCAUGGUGCUGUCCAAGCCGGCGGCGGAGAGAGAGAACUGCAUCCUGUCCAUGUGGCACAAGCUGGUGCACACGCUGCAGGAGUGCGCGCUGCAGCCGCAGCCGGCGCAGGACCACGACUACGAGGAUCUGAAUGUAGAGCACGCCCAGCUACUGGUGUACCUGUUCCAUUCACUGACGCUGAUGCAGAAGAAGUCAGUCCUGCUGAUGACCUCUAAUGCCAUUAUCAAGGUGGUAGAAACAUUGUCGAUGAGCGACAGGAAGCGAGCAGCCAACGUUCUGCCGCACCAGCUCAUGCUCACCACCCGGCUGAUGCUCAUACUGGAGUACCUCAUGAGGCAUCUGUACGACGCGCCACAGUCUCUGCUUCAACAGAUCGAAUGGAACCUAGUAAUCGCGCCAGGGCUGGCGCAACCGUCCCCCGAAGCCAGCGCAGGCGCAGCCGGCAGCACUAAACCCACCACCGAGGGCGGGCAGCUAGCGGCUCGUAUCUACUGCUCUGUGCCGCAUGUGGAGGCAGCAUACAGGAGACUGACUCAGGACGAGAGCUCCAUGAGGCCACGGUUCUACGCGCUUACCACUGCUGAGAUUAACAAUCAGGAGAACCCAAAGUUCGACGGCCUCGCCUGCAACUUCGUGCUCGGCACCCCUCACAAGCUGAAGUACCCGUUGUUACUGGACGCUCUACUAGCCCUGCUCAACUCUACGUGUGUGUGUGACAACCCUGCGCAGGCGUCGUCGCCCGCCGCGCUGACGGCUGCCCACUACUGCUUCCAGACCGCUUGGAGGUUAGUAGUAAGCAUGCCGCCCGCCACGCCGCACAUGGACAAGCUGGCGGCGGGCACGGCGGCCGACCUGCCCGCGCCGCUGCCUCUUCACGCGCUGAUCUGGGCCCCUAGAGCGGACAAUAAGAAGGUCUUCAACCCGUGGCUCAAGGACGCGCUUGUCAAACAGGGCAUGUACACGCAGUACGCUGAGAAUCUACUAGCCGGUGUGAGCGCCUCGUGCGACAACAUCAAGUACAGCGCCUGGCUCGCCUCUAAAAUCAUCAAGCAUUUGAAAGAGAACAUUACGGCGUCCGGUCUCCCGUCCCUGCUGGACGUGAUAUCGUGCGACGCGGCGCUGGUGCGGCUGCACAUCUGCCUCGCCGACGCCGCGUCCGCCGCCGAGGCGCACCAGUUCAUGCCGGACCUGCUGGAGCUGCUCGCCACGUUGGUGGACUGUUGCCGAAUAAGCGCCGGAAUGGAGCUGGAAUGCCUGACAGAAACCGGCGCAUCGGAGUCAGUAGCAGCGGUCAACGCCACCCGGCUAUUGGUCUGUGGCACCCUCUGUCCCAUUGGUCCGGGGGCGGGGCCCUCACCCCCGCCAGCGUUGGGGGCGUGGCUUAGAGCGCAGAUGCCGGCCAAUGCCUCGCAAGCAUUGGACAGACUGUCGGCACCACCGCCGAUUCAGUCUAGGAACACUGCAAUCUACGCGAACGACAUCAUCCCCUCCGAGAGCGCCGUCCUCAACCUGGUGUCCUCCCACUGCGAGAUAAUGAGCUGCGGCGGCGUGUACUCGGCGUGGGCGUCGCUGCGCAUGCUCGGCUACUCGGCCGCCAAGCUGCUGGAGGCGGGCGCGGGCAAGCUGGCCGAGGAGCCCGCGCUGGCCGCCGCCGCCGGGGACCUCGUCGUGCCCGCGCUGACGGACGGCCGCCUCGAGUUCAUGUCGGAGCCCCUAUCCUGUACCCUCACUACACUAGUGCCGCAGCAGCUGAAGGCGGAGCAGCUGAUCCACGAGCACAUCCUGCGCACCACCUACCCCAUGCUGGUGGAGCAUCUGCAGCCCGCCACUGAGAAGACCUUGCGCCAUAUGGUAAAAUACUGGGAGAAGAUUCUCGACCGGCCGGCCGGCAGACUCGCCUAUGAAGUGGUGUUCGCUGAGGGCUCAGAGUAUUCUCUCGGGAAGAUCCUCCUCUCCGCUCCGAACGCCAGGAAUCCGUAUGCUGAACGGGUUAUCAAACUGUUCAUAAAGAUAUUCGCCGGGUGCGAGAGCUCUGAGCUCAGUAGCGCCCUCUGCAUCUCCGUGUGCAAGUUCCUCGGCGUCGCGGAUAAGGAGAAGGUGGCCAGUCUACUGUCGCACAUCUGCUUCGGAGGACCAGCGGCGCCACCGUUGGCGGGCACGGCCAAUGCGAGCCCGGUGGAGACGGAGCUGGCCACGCCCACCACCGCCGCGCCCGAGCCCAACCCCGCCUCGCUGGCGCUACGCAAUGCUUUGCGGUCAGUGUUCAGGACUGAACCUACUGAUACACCAUCGCCAGCGCCUAGGAUUCAAUCUGAUACAGCGCAACCAUCAACUAACUCUGAUACCGGCAGCUGGUCGGACGCGAAGCCGGAGGCGGCGGCGGUGCCGGACGCGCCGGCCGUGCCGCUCUCCGACGCCACCAACGACAACGCGCUGCUGCUGACGCACCUGUGCAAGCACAUCACUAUGCACUGCACGGAAGAAGUCAGCGAGCGCUGCCUAGCUCUACUCAUCUCAGUCUGCGGCGACACCGCGCCCGCGCCGCUGCUGCUCAAGGAGAUGUGUCGCUUAGCCGACGCGCACAACGGACAGGGGCACAAGCAGCUGUUCCAGGCUUGCGUCAACCAGUUGAAUGUUUGCGUGGAGCAGCUGAGCAGCCCGGAAGUGCUGGAGAAGCUGGAGUCGGGCGCGGCGGACGCGGGCGUGGCGCCGCAGCUGGAGUCGUGCGGCGCGCUGCUGGCCUACCUCGCCGACGCGCUGCACGCCACCAGCAGCGCGCAGCCGCACACUUGGCGCUCUGUCAGUCCCACAUGGGAGUCUCCGUCCGACCUCGGCUUCGACUUCGAGUGCACCGACGAGCAGCAAGACGAUGACGACACUAGCGCCGAUGAUUCUGACGAAGACGCGAUGCUCCAGUACAAGCUCUGCACAUUCACGGUCACCCAACGGGAGUUCAUGAACCAGCACUGGUACCACUGCCACACGUGCAAGAUGGUGGACGGCGUGGGCGUGUGCAGCGUGUGCGCGCGCGUGUGCCACAAGUCGCACGACGUGUCGUACGCCAAGUUCGGCAACUUCUUCUGUGACUGCGGUGCCAAGACUGAUUCGAGUUGCCAAGCGCUAGUGAAGCGCUCGGCCACCGCCGGCGCGGGCCGCGGGGGCUCCUCGGACGAGCCGCCCCCCGCGCCCUCCCUGCGCCGCCGCCCCUCCAGCCCCGCGCCCUCCGCGCUGCCCGCGCCGCCGCGCCGCCCCGCGCUUAUACACUUUAUACAAGGCUCCCGCCAAUACCUAAGCUCCUACCCCGAGUGGACGGCCGUCACAGAAAAAAUCGGACGCCUGCUCUCAGCCCUAUGCGGGCCGGUUCGCGCGGCGUGCGAGCGAGGCGCCGCAGUAGGAGCCCACGGCCGGGCCCAGAGAGCGCUGGCGCAGCUGCAUCUGGGGGAUAAACAUAUCACCAGCACGGAUAACUUGAUGCUGCCUACACUUGGAUCCCAAGAGGGCGCGUUCGAGAAUGUUCGCAUGUCAUACACCGGCGAGAAUGGGCAGACGAUCCGCCAGCUGAUGUCGUCGCACAAGCUGAGACGGGUAGCUAUGUGCUGUCUCGCUUCACCGCAGGGCAGGAGGCAGCAUCUCGCUGUCAGCCACGAGAAGGGCAAGAUAACCGUGCUGCAGCUAUCAGCGUUACUCAAGCAGGCUGACUCGUCCAAGCACAAGUUAACCCUCACGCGGCUGUCGUCCGCGCCUAUACCGUUCACCGUGAUCAGUCUGAGCGGCAACGCGGCCAAUGAGGACCUGCUAGCCGUUUGCGGGUUGAAGGAGUGCCAUGUACUCACAUUUAAUAGCGGUGGCGCCGUAUCAGACCACCUAGUGAUCAACGCGGAUGUGGAAGCAACUAACUACAUCAUCAAGGCAAUAUGGCUGCCCGGCUCCCAGACGCAACUAGCGCUAGUGACCUCAGCGUUCGUCAAGAUAUUCGACCUGAGCACGGAUCUCAACAAUCCGAUGCACUACUUCUUGGUGCCCAGUGGAAAGAUCCGCGACGUGACCUUCGUGAACCAAGAAGGCGAGCAGCAGAUGCUGUGCAUGAGCUCGGCGGGCCACAUCUACUGGCAGCCGAUGAGCGAGGAGUCGCGCGCCACGCUCGGCACCUUCUACGUCACCAACACGCUGGAGGUGCUGCACCCUGAGAUACAGGACGUGGCUGGGCUGGUUGGCGGCGGCGGAGUGUCCAUUUACUACUCGCACACGCUCAAGAUGCUGUUCUUCUCAUACGCGCAAGGGAAGAGCUUCUUAGCUCCACUGAACACAGUCGAAGAGAGUGUCAAAGGUUCAGCAAUGAUAACGCUAUCCUCAUCAUCAAGCCAGAAGGAGGGCGGCCGCUCGGGCAAGCAGGGCGGCGCGCAGUCGCUCUGCCAGUGGGCCGAGGUGCCCGGGCACCCGGGGCUGGUGACCGCUGUCAUGCAGGUGUCCAACAACCCCGUGGUGUUGAUGCUCACGCCUAACAGUAUUGCUGUGCAGGAGAUUAAGGUGGUUCCAGCCAAAGCGAAGAUAACCGACAUGGUAGCGGUCCGCCACUGGUGCGGCGCGGGCGGCGAACAGAAGAGCACACUCAUCCUGCUCUGUGAGGACGGCAGUCUGCGCAUGUACGCGGCCAGUCCCGAGCAUACCGGCUAUUGGCUGUCGCCCGCCAUACAGCCUACUCACGCGCCGCGCCGCCGCCCGAGGGCGCUGCCGCAUUCUAGCAGGAAGUCGCAUCAGGCAACAAAGUCCAGUGCCCCGGGCAGUCCCCAGUUCCCGAUCGACUUCUUCGAGCACUGCCUCACCAUGACGGACAUCGAGUUCGCGGGCAACGACCUGCUGCAGGUCUACAACACGGCGCAGAUCAAACACAGACUGAAUACCACGGGUCUGUACGUGGUUUCCACGAAGAUGAGUGGUUUCACAAUGGAAAUAAACAAUUCGGAUCCGAACGUGGUUAUUUGCGGCAUCCGCCUGCUGCUCGGCAGUCAGGAUGUAGCCAGGACACCGUCUUAUGUUGAGAUCUACGGGCGCUCGAUCCCCACAAUAGUGGUCCGCAGCCGCUGGUACGACAUCCCGCUGACGCGCGAGGAGUCGCUGCAGUCGGACAAGAAGCUCACCGUCGUGUUCGGGCCCUCGCAGGACCCUGAUGGGGUCACUAUGAUUGAUUCUGUCAAGGUAUACGGCAAGAACAAAGAGCAAUUCGGAUGGCCCGAGGAGACGGAAGACUCCGCGUCAUGCCCAUCAUCCAGCAAGAUUGCGCAAGAAUCGGAAGGCGGCAUCGGCUCAUGGAAGCCGAGCCCUCUGGAACGCCUGGCGUGCUCUGCUCUAGAAGCUCUGGAGUUAGGAGCGGUGGCCACAUCAGCUGUUGGGGCUGAAGGAGCGGCUGAGGCUGCCAUGAGGCUGCUGUGUGCGCCCGCCUCGGCUCAGUUGCAUGCGCGUGCGCAAUGCUUGCUAAGGAAUCUGCAUGGCAGCAACUAUCAUCAGUACAAGGACCAAGCGAUCCUGAAGUACGUGUACGACACUCUAGUGGAGCUGGACGCGACGGCGGAGGCUCGCAACAUCGACCCCGAGGCGUACUUCCGCGCCGUGGUGUUGGCCCGUAGCGUGGCCGUGACGCGCCCCGCGCACCUCGUGCAGGCCGCGCCGCCCGCUCCGCCGCCGCCCGCUGACGGCGACUGGUCCAUCUACUGGUCCGCGCAAGACCCGUCCUCCCCCCCGCACCUGGUGUCCCUGCUGGUGCGGGUGCUGCGGCGCCUGGGGGCGUGCGCCGCGCCGGCGGGCGGCGUGCUGCGGCCCGGCCUGCGCCACGCCGACACCGUGCUGCACGCGCUGCUCGACAUACUGCACGCCGCCACGCUGCACGCGCCGCCGCAUAUGGUGGACUUUGCAAACCAGAUCUACCUAUCGCUUCUGUUAUGUGAAGACCAGACUAUCAGCUUUGGUGCUAAGUGUGCGUUGAUGCGAGUGCUUCGACCCAGAGUCAAGAGGCGUAGGGUCUACAUUCCCUCGCCACCUAAUACUCCGGCAGGAGCAUCAACGACGACAACCACGCAGCCUCCAGCAUCCAUCUCGGAGGUGACGUCAUCGGAGGCGGAGGCGCGCGACGAGCAGCAGGAGAGCCAGUUCAUGGACGUGGACGACCCCAUGGAGCCCAUCGUGCUGCUGGCCCCCGACGGCGGUCUAGAAGCUCUACUGGAUAUUCCGCCCGACGCGGACGACGAGACGAUGGUGGAGCUCGCCAUCGCAUUGUCACUGCAGGAGCAAGCGCCGGCCUCCGCGCCACCGCCUGCGCCCCAAGCGGCUAAUGUGUCGCCGCCACAGUCUGACGACGAGGGCAGCACGGCGGCGACGGACGGCAGCACGCUGCGCACGUCGCCCGCGGACGCCGGCGGCUCGGCCGGCUCCGAGAGCGGCUCCGGCGCCGACAGCAUCGGGCCCGUGUCCGGCCGCAGCAGCGCGUACGGUGAAAUGUCUGCUCCAGCUGCUGGAGGUAUUCAAGCGACGAGCUCUGCGCCUGUCCCUAUUCCUGGCCCGUCUACAUCAUCUAGCAGCUCGACAGCCGCUCGUUCGCACGAGUCGGACGGCUCGGCGCGCAAGCUGCACGCGCUGCGGCUGUCUCUGCUCACGGCGGCACUUGAUAAGAUACCCACUCUGAAGAAUUAUCCCGGCGUCAGGGCUAUACCGUUUAUGCAGGUGAUACUAAUGCUGGCCAGCGACCUGGACACCGCAUACGACGCGGAUCGCAACGUGCUCGAGCGUCUAUUGGAGCUGUUAGUGGCCGAGCUGGACAUGAACGGGGAGGAGGCGGCCAAGGACGUGCACCUGAGGACCCACCAGAGGGAGCUGCAGCUCGUCGCUAUGAGGCUGUUGAGUAAGUGUUCCAUUGAUGAAGGGCCAUGGCUCGAGUGUCUGUUGGAGCUGCUAGUGGCCGAGCUGGACAUGAACGGCGAGGAGGCGGCCAAGGACGUGCAUCUGAGGACCCACCAGAGGGAGCUGCAGCUCGUCGCUAUGAGGCUGUUGAGCGUCCUAAUGGCUCGCUGGAAGAACCAGGGCAUCCCGGCCGGGGCGUCCCGCACGGAGAUCAACCAGGCUACCAGCGCCGCGCACGUGUCGCGCCUCGCCGCCAUGGCGCUGGUGCGGGCCGGGGCUCCCGCGCACUGCUUCAACGUGUUGACAGCCUUACUGCCGUAUUGGAAGGAGAAAGGGAAUAACCCAGGAGCCAGCCCGCCUGGCCAGCAGUUGCUGAGGCCGAUGCCGUCACAGCCGCUACCCGAUAUGCAGCCGUUCUUUGUCAAGGAAUAUGUGAAAGGUCACGCUCUCGACGUGUUCGACAACUACCCCCAGCUACUCAUGGAGAUGGCGCUGCGGCUACCGUGCCAGAUCCACAAGCACUGCGACCCGACCACCUUCGACCAGCGCUGGCGGACGCUGCUGGCGGAUUAUAUGAUGAACCAGCAGACGCCGCUUAGGAAGCAAGUCCGCAAACUGCUCCUGUUACUCUGCGGCACGCGUGAGCGCUACCGACAACUGCGGGACGUGCACGCGCUGGACGCGCACCUGCAGCACGCGCGCGCGCUCGCCGCCACGCCGCACCCGCCCUACGACCAGCUCGUGCAGCUCAUGGAGCACCUCAAGGCAUGCUCGGAGAUCGUAUCCGCUCGCACCGGCAACUGGCAACUAGCGUGCCUGAGCUCCCGGCGCGAGGCGCUCGGCUGGCUGGUGGCGGUGGCGCGGCGCGUGCACCCGCACGUGGCGCCCCCCGUGCUGCAGCUGCUGCAGCAGGCGCUGCACCCGCCCGCCUCCAGCAAGCCGUCGUCGUCGUCGUCUGAGUGGGGCGAGCGCGAGCGCAGCGCGGACAGCGACGCGUUCGUGUCGGACGGCUCCAAGUUCCAGGAGCAGCGGGUGCCGCAGCUCGUGCAGCAGAUACUUAAGCAGGUAUCCGAAGACGAACUUCGCCAGUUUAUAAAGGCUUUCCUCCUGGAGACCAACUCGACAGCUGUGCGUUGGCAAGCGCAUUCACUGCUACUGGCUAUUUACAACAACUGUUCGCAAGCUGAUCAAGCAAACCUGGUAUCACUGUUGUGGGGCAUAUGGCCGACAUUACCUCAGUACGGAAGGAAGGCUUCACAAUUCGUCGAUCUGCUCGGUUACUUCACUCUCAAGACUCCUAACAUCGACUCUGAGAAGUACGUAGCAAGCGCGGUAGACCUGCUCCGCAGCCAGAACGGCCUCCUGGCGCGGCACGGCAACGCGGCGCUGUACGCGGCACUCGGCUCGUUCGUGGAGCUGGACGGCUACUACCUCGAGUCGGAGCCGUGCCUCGUGUGCAACAACCCCGAGGUGCCCAUGGCCACCAUCAAGCUGCCCACCAUCAAGAUCGACUCAAAGUUCACGACGACCACGCAAAUAGUGAAGCUAGUCAGCAGCCACAUGAUCAGCCGCAUCAGCCUGCGCAUCGGCGACAUCAAGCGCAGCAAGAUGGUGCGCACCAUCAACUUCUACUACAACAACCGCACCGUGCAGGCCGUGCAGGAGCUCAAGAAUAAACCUGGCAUGUGGCACAAAGCGAAGCGCGUGCAGCUGCAAUCAGGCCAAUCAGAAGUCCGCGUCGACUUCCCGCUGCCGAUCGUCGCUUGCAACCUCAUGAUGGAGUACGCCGACUUCUACGAGAACCAACAGGCUACUGGCGAGUCGCUGCAGUGCCCGCGCUGCUCGCAGCUGGUGCCGGCCAACCCGGGCGUGUGCGCCAACUGCGGCGAGAACGUGUUCCAGUGCCACAAGUGUCGUGCAAUAAACUAUGACGAGAAAGAUCCCUUCCUAUGCCACGCGUGCGGGUUCUGCAAGUACGCCAAGUUCGACUACACGCUGUCAGCUCGACCUUGUUGCGCCGUCGACACCAUAGAGAAUGAUGAAGAAAGGAAGAAGAUGGUGCAGACUAUAGGCGCGCUGUUGGACAAGGCCGAUAGAGUGUACCGGCAGUUGACCGCUAACAAGCCCGUUUUGGAGUCGCUGCUACACAAGAUAAGCGAGCACCGCGUGGACCGCCCCUGUGACGAAGCCCCCGCUCCAGCUGUCGCCACGGCGGCCUCGUUCGCCGGCGCGCAGAUCAACCGCGUCAUACAGUCACUGGCGCACAAGUACUGUGUGGAUAGUCGCAGCCAUUUUGAGGAUUUGUCCAAGAUUAUACAGAAGGUUUUGGCUUGCAGGAAAGAACUAGUAUCGUAUGACCGUAUGCAGAGUGAGCAACUCAAGGGUGACUCGGUGCCCGUCUACGCCGGCUUGGUACAGAACUACGAUGGAGAAGUUACUAAAGAGUCCGGCGGCGGCUGCUACGGCUGUUCGCUAGCUUGCGCCGAACACUGCCUGACCCUACUGCGGGCACUCGCCUCGCAGCCCGAGCACCGCGCGCGCCUGUGCCGCUUCGGCCUGGUGCAGGAGCUGGUGCAGCACAACCUGCACCGCGGCACCACGCAGAGUCAAGAGGAGGUGCGCGCGCUGAUCUGCCUGGUGACGCGCGACAACCUGCCGGCCACGGAGCAGCUGUGCACGCUGCUCUCCCAGCGCGUCACGCUGUCGCUCAUGGGCCACGCCGCCUCGCACCACCACAACAACUCGGUGCGUCCACUGAUAGUGUUGCUUGGCGCGUUGGUGAAAGUUCAAGACUCUGUCGAAUGUUGGGAGGUCAGACUUCGCUGCAUUGUUAGACUUUGGGUCUGGUGCUCUCCUCAACUGACAGAAGUGGCGGCCAUAGCGCCCGCCGCGUCUACCAUCUUGAAAGCCGAGCUGGCUGGAAUACCAGGCAUCACUUCUGUUUCGCACAACUCGCAACAGUUCGCUCUGCAACAAGUGGCGCUGCCGUGCCUGCGGUACAUGCAGGAACUAAUGGCGCCACUGUCGCCCGCGCCGCCCGCCAACGGAAGCACGCCUGAGGGCGACCCACCGGCCAAGGACUCUAAGGAAACUGUGGCGAAUACUACCCCGCCCAGCAACGCCCUACCUUCAUCCAGUGGCAACGUGGUAGUCGAUUUGGCAGCAUGGAUGGCGGGCAAGGUGCCGCACACGGAAUGGCGCCGCCUGGUGGCGCCCCCUAUCCCGAUCCCGGAGAACCCGCCCGAGCCCAUGCCGCCGCGCGACCUGCACCUCGCGCACAAGUUCGUCGCUAAAUGGAAGGAACGAGUGCUGCUCUCCCACGGCAUGCGCCCUCUUUCGCUGGAGAACGGCGGGUGGCUGAAGCCGGUGAUGUUCGACCCGUCGUCCCGCAUCGCGCGCGACACCGCCUGCCAGAUGGUGCGCUCGCUCUGCGACUCCUACGAGAGGACUAAAGCUGUCUUGAUCCUUCUGACCAGCUUCUUGCCAGAGGUCGGCACGGCUGGCGAGGCCAGCGAACAGUUCUUGCAGCUGUAUCAAAGCCUUGCAUCGGAAGCUCCAUGGAAGCAGUUCCUGGCUCUGCGCGGGGUGCUGCAGCAGGUGGCUGAUCUGAUGACCAAGGAGAUCGAGCAGCUGCACCGCCUGGAGGAGACCACGCUCACCUCUGACCUGGCUCAAGGUUACGCCCUCAAGCGUCUCACCGAGCUUCUCUCGAUGCUGCUAGAGGAGGCGGGCGCACGGCGCACGUACAAGACGCGCCUGGUGGGCGCCGUGCUGGGCGGCUACCUGUCCCUGCGCCGGCUGCUGGUGCAGCGCACGCGGCUCACCGACGACACGCAGGAGAAGCUGCUGGAGCUGCUCGAGGAGAUGACUACAGGCACAGAAGACGAGACAGCCGAGUUCAUGGCGGUCUGCAUAGAGACGGUGCGCAAGUACCCGCUCAACGACUACCGCACGCCCGUGUUCAUCUUCGAGCGGCUCUGCUCUAUUAUAUACCCGGAGGAAAAUGAUGUUGCGGAAUUCUUCCUCACAUUGGAGAAGGACCCGCAGCAGGAGGACUUUUUGCAGGGCCGCAUGUUGGGCAACCCGUACUCUUCGCUCGAAGUCGGCAUGGGUCCUCUCAUGCGCGACGUGAAGAACAAGAUCUGCACGGACUGCGAGCUUGUGGCGCUACUUGAAGACGAUAAUGGCAUGGAGCUGCUCGUGUGCAAUAAGAUCAUGUCUCUGGACCUGCCGGUUGCUGAGGUUUAUAAAAAGGUGUGGUGCACAUCGGGCGAGAGCGUGGACGCGAUGCGCGUCGUGUACCGCAUGCGCGGGCUGCUCGGGGACGCCACCGAGGAGUUUGUGGAGACUCUCUCGCAGACCAACGCCGAGGCCGUGGACCACGAGCAGCUGUACCGCAUGGCCAACGUGCUGGCCGACUGUGGAGGCAUCGAAUCCAUGCUGUCCCGCCUAGCCGCAGUGCAGCGCGUCGGAGCAGCCCGCGCGCUCUGCUCGACCCUCCUCCGGCUGCUGGGCCUCUGCACGCGCGUGCGCCGCUGCGUGCGCGUGCUCACGCGGGCCGACACGCGCGCGCUGCCCGUGCUGCUGCACGCGCUGCAUCUCGCUGCUGCCGAGGAGAAGGACAUGCCGAGGGCGGAGCUGGUGUAUCAGCUGCUAGAGAUAAUGGAGCGCAUAUUAUCCGUGGCUGCAAGUGAGACCCUAGAGUCGUUCCUGCAGUUCUCACUGACGUUCGGCGGACCCGAGUACGUGCAGGCGCUACUCAACUGCACCGAUAUACCCAGCAUCCGCAACAACCAGGAAGCCCUAGGCCACCUGACCCGCGUGCUAGCAGCCCUAGUCUACGGCAACGACCUCAAGAUGGCGAUGUUAGCGGACCACUUCAAGCCAGUUCUAGACUUCGACCGGCUAGACUCGGAGUGGAGCGAAGAGGAGUUCCGUAUGGAGCUGUUCUGUGUUCUCUGCGCGAAUAUCGAGAGGAACUCUAUAGGGGGCACGCUGAAGGACUACAUCAUAUCGCUGGGCGUGGUCAGGGAUGCGCUGGAUUAUAUUGUGAAACACGCGCCCUGUGUGAAGCCAACCCUCGUGUGCACGGACUCGGACGAGCUGAAGGAGUUCAUCGCGCGGCCGGCGCUCAAGUACAUCCUGCGCUUCCUCACCGGGCUCGCCACGGACCACGAGCCCACGCAGAUGCUAGUGUGCGCAGAGAAGGUGAUCCCCAUAGUGCACCGUCUGGAACAAGUGUCUUCAGGAGAACACGUUGGGUCGUUAGCGGAGAACCUUCUGGAAGCUCUGCGCUCUCAGCCGCAGUGCGCCGUCAAAGUGCAGCAAGUCAGGGACUUUACCAGACAGGAGAAGAAACGCCUAGCCAUGGCGGUUCGCGAGCGGCAACUGGGCGCGCUGGGCAUGCGCAGCAACGAGCGCGGGCAGGUGACGGCGCAGUGCUCGCUCACGCAGCAGGUGGCCGAGCUGGCGGAGGAGCACGGCGCCGUCUGCUGCAUCUGCCGCGAGGGGUACAAGUACCAGCCCACCAAGGUGCUCGGCAUCUACACGUUCACGAAGCGCUGCCCCGUGGAGGAGUACGAGCUGCGCGCGCGCAAGACGCUCGGCUACAGCACCGUGUCGCACUACAACGUGGUGCACGUCGAGUGCCACAUGGCCGCCGUCCGGCUCGCACGCGCCAGGGACGAGUGGGAGAGUGCUGCGCUGCAGAACGCGUCGACGCGCUGCAACGGGCUGCUGCCGCUGUGGGGGCCGCAUGUGCCCGAGUCAGCCUUCGCCAGCUGCCUCGCGAGGCACACCGGAUAUCUGCAGGAGUGCACGGGCCACCGCGACAUCGGGCACACGUGCACGGUGCACGACCUGAAGCUGCUCAUCCUGAGGUUCGCCCGCGGACGCACCUUCCACGACGACACGGGCGGCGGCGGCCCGCUGUCCAACAUGCAGCUGCUGCCCGCCGUCGCGCACAUGGCGCUCUACGUCAUCAACACGACCCGCGUGGCGGCGCGCGAGACGGCGGCACUAGAGGCUGCGAGCGCGUGGCCGCCGGCGCGCGUGCUGGAGGCGGCGCACGAGGCGGACGGGCCGCUGUACUGCGCCACCAUGCAUCUGCUGCUCAUGCCGCAUGCGCAAUGGCGCGCCCAACGCGUGGAGCACCUCAAGCGUCUCCUGCUAACAGGCCACGUGCGUGCCGCCGCGCCGGCCGGGCCCGCGGUCCGCGCGCUGCCGCCCGACCACCGCGCGGUGAAGCCCUGGGCGGAUUAUAAGCCCUACGCGCUGUUUGUGGCGUUAGUGGACCUGCUGUAUGGGGUUAUGUUUAAGAACGUGAACGCGACAACCGUGGAGCAGUGGCCCGUAAAGCUGGCAGAAUACAUCCGCCACAACGACGAAAACAACGCGAAGGCGGCUGAACGCAUCGUGGCCACCUUCACCGACGAGCUACUGCCCUGCGCGAGCUUCGCGGAGUUCUGUGAUGCUGCAGGGUUACUGGCAGACAUCCCCGACCCUGACGCCUUCUUGCAAGCACUGAUCGACGAGCAGCCGUGAGACUCGGCCCCCCGCGCGCCAACGUAUUGUCUCAGCUACCAGGGAUGCAACGCUUCGUAAAUGUGUUUAAUCGCUUUGUUUGUAUUUAAUAUCUUAUUCAAUUUUAAAUAAAUAGUUUUCUUUCGCUUCA
This is a messenger RNA of Plutella xylostella (diamondback moth), 15783 nucleotides long. NCBI's taxonomy places the organism in Eukaryota, Metazoa, Arthropoda, Insecta, Lepidoptera, Plutellidae. The record is from RefSeq and is a predicted model, not a curated record.